Molecule: messenger RNA, 2075 nt
Organism: Musa acuminata AAA Group (dessert banana)
Lineage: Eukaryota; Viridiplantae; Streptophyta; Magnoliopsida; Zingiberales; Musaceae
Product: pentatricopeptide repeat-containing protein At1g08070, chloroplastic-like
Exons: 1
Coding region: 288-2042 (584 amino acids)
Biological process (GO): RNA modification
Cellular component (GO): intracellular membrane-bounded organelle
Molecular function (GO): zinc ion binding; RNA binding; protein binding
Source: RefSeq, a predicted model, not a curated record
AGCCCCCCCCGGCUACCAACCACAAGGCCAUCAUCUUGGAACAGUGCAGGACUCUCCGCGAUCUGCACCAGAUCCACGCCCGCCUCAUCAAGACCGGCUCCGCCCGCCUCCCCUCCGUCGCCGAGAACCUCCUCGAGUGCUCCGCCCUCCUCAUCCCCGGCAGCCUCGAUUACGCCCUCGAGAUCUUCCGCGCGGUCCCCCGCCCUCACGCCCAGGCUUACAAUAUCCUCAUCCGCGCCUUCAUCCGGAGCAACUCCCCUCAGGAAGCCCUCGGCCUCUUCCUCCGCAUGCUCGCCUGCUCCGUCCCGCCCGACAAGCACACCUUCUCUUGCGUCCUGAAGGUCUGCUCGAGGCUCCGCGCACUCCGAGAUGGCAAACAGGUGCACGCCCAUGCAGUGAAGUGUGGGUUGCCAUCGGAGGAGUUCGUCGUGAACAGUUUGAUUCAUUUGUAUGCUAGCUGUGGCGAGGUCGUGGUCGCCCGCAAGCUUUUCGAUGGAAUGCCUAAGAGGGGUAUAGUAACGUGGAAUGCAAUGCUCGCGGGGUAUUUCAAGGCCGGGGAUUGGGGCGAGGUUGUCGAACUGUUUCGUGGCAUGCUGGAGUUGGGAAUGGCUUUCGAUGAAGUCACUCUGAUCAGUGUUCUGACCGCGUGUGGGAGGAUGGGGGUGUUGGACUUAGGCGAAUGGAUAGGUGAUUAUGUCGAAGCAAAUGGGCUGAAGCGAUGCCAAAAUUUGGUGACGGCUCUGGUGGAUAUGUUUGCAAAAUGUGGUGAGGUAGAUAAAGCAAGAAGGUUGUUUGAUGAAAUGCCAUCACGAGAUGUCGUGGCCUGGAGUGCGAUGAUAUCAGGUUACAGCCAGGCAAAUCAGUGUCGAGAAGCUCUUGCUCUUUUCCAUGUUAUGCAGAAGGCCAAGGUGGAACCCAAUGAGGUGACGAUGGUCAGCGUUCUUUCCUCUUGUGCCAAUUUGGGCGCACUUGAGACGGGCAAGUGGGUGCAUUCUUAUAUUAAAAGAAAGCGACUGCAUGUCACUGUUAAUCUUGGAACUGCACUGGUAGAUUUCUAUGCAAAGUGUGGCUGCAUGGAGAGUGCACUUGAAACUUUUGAGGAGAUGCCAAACAAGAAUGCAUGGUCUUGGUCUGUGCUGAUUCAGGGCCUUGCUAGUGAUGGGCAAGGAAGAGAGGCACUCAAGGUCUUCUCUUUGAUGCUUGAAGCUGAAUUCCAGCCUACUGAUGUGACUUUUAUUGGUGUUCUCUCUGCUUGCAGCCAUGCAGGCCUAGUUGAGGAGGGUCAGAUCCUUUUUGACAGCAUGAGCAGCAAGUAUGGUGUUCAACCAAGGAUUGAGCAUUAUGGUUGCAUGGUUGAUCUUUUAGGGCGAGCUGGUUUAAUUGAAAAGGCAUAUCACUUCAUCAAGAGCAUGCCCAUCGAACCUAAUGCCGUGGUGUGGAGAACACUGUUGGCUUCUUGUAAAAUUCACAAAAAUGUCAAUUUUGGCGAAGAAUCAUUGAAGCAAAUUAUCAAGUUAGAACCUAGACAUAGUGGUGACUACAUACUCCUUUCAAAUAUUUAUGCAUUGGUGGGCAGAUGGGAGGAUGCGGUGAGCGUGAGAAACCAGAUGAAGGAGAAGGGAAUUACGAAAAUUCCAGGAUGUAGUUUGAUUGAGUUGGAUGGUACAAUCUUUGAGUUCUUUGCUGAAGACAGCUCUCAUCCUCAAUCGAAGGAGAUAUUCAGCAAGGUCAACGAGAUAAUCACAAAGCUUAAGCUGGCUGGAUAUGUGCCAAAUGUCGCAGAGGCACGAUUAGAUGCAGAGGAGGAUGAGAAGGAAGUGUCAGUUUCCCAUCAUAGUGAGAAGUUGGCAAUUGCCUUCGGGCUUAUGAAGUCUCCUCCUGGAGCUGUCAUUAGGGUGUCAAAGAAUCUCAGAAUAUGCACAGAUUGCCACUUAGCUACUAAGCUGAUCUCGAAGGUCUACAAGAGAGAAAUUGUUGUAAGAGAUCGUAAUAGGUUCCAUCAUUUCAAAUAUGGCUCUUGUUCAUGCAAUGAUUAUUGGUAAAAUAAGCAAAGAAUGGAAAGCUUUAUUUUACAA